This is a messenger RNA of Angiostrongylus costaricensis, 393 nucleotides long. Lineage: Eukaryota; Metazoa; Nematoda; Chromadorea; Rhabditida; Metastrongylidae. The record is from the annotation of a GenBank genome assembly.
CGAGCUGUACUCGAAAUCACAAUGUAUAACUUUUUUUUUUUCAUUUUCAGUGUUUUGGAAUUGCCUGGCCAUCGAAUCUUCCGUCGAAAAUGGAGCGACUUUUUCCGAUACACAGCCGUCGUUGUUUUUAUCAUUGAUCUAUCCGAACUCUGUGAUUCUGCCUUCUAUACGGGUCAUCUGAAAAACAAGACGGUAUCCAUCUACGAAAACUUAGUGAAAAAUGAUCUUCUCAGUAACGUUGGAUUCAUUCUCUUAUUUAAUAAAAAAGACACUUUUGAUGAUAUGGCUCGUGGAUUCGAUUUCAAACCGCUGUCAGCAAACGUAAGUCUUUCUUUCUGUUCGUUUCUCUUGAUUUCAUGUAUAAUAGUGCAACACAGCUGCAGAAUUCAGUAG